GUACGUUUCCUGUCACUGCAGUCGUUUGUUAUUUCGGUGGGUUUGUUUUUGUUAAACAGCGCCUCUUUGUGGACAAAAGGAGACUCUAAAACUGUGACAGUGAAGUAAAUCUUGGACGUUUAUUCCGCAGGUGUCAUAAUGUGAGGCGGACAGCGGUUGUAGACGCCGUGUAGUUGUAAUUGUUUGCGUAUAAUAAGGCUGUGUGGCCCGGUUUGACGCUAGCCGCUGAUAAUGUGAUGCUAACUGACAGCAGCAUGGAGCGAGUGCGCAGAUGAGGAAAAACGCCAGCUCAUUUUCUUAUUUUAGAGUCCAUGCUAGCCGAACGAGCAGCAGUACUGGGCCUGACUUUAAUAACUGCGGCCAAAGCGAUGACGACGUCACCCUCCGAGCUCCGGGGGCUGCACGCCUCGGCAAGCCGGGAUGCGCUGUCGGGAACCCCGCUGCAAAAGCUGCAGAGGCUGCCCGCGGUGCCCGGGAACCUCCCCAACCGAGUGAACGACCUGCUGCUCCUGCGGCCUGACCCGGAGGAGCAGGAGAAGAGCAACAACCGGCACGUGGUGUUUUUCCACGGGGAUAUUCAGAACUUCCAGGAGGAGAUGGCACUGCAGCCUGAGGGUGCCCAGUGGCUCUCCUGGAGCCUGGAGAGGGUCGCCUUCACUCUGGGCCACCGUUUCCCUGAUAGACACGUGUGGGUGGUGAGAGCCUCGCGCAUGUACCUGCACAAGUUCAGCUGCUACCAUAACUUUGUGGAGAGCAACAUGUUCGGGGCUCCGGAGCACUCGCCGUACUCUGCUGACUCUGGAGCGUUUCACCACCUCAGGGCCCUGCUGAGCCACGGCAUGGAGCGAGCCAGCCUGCCAGACCCACUCCAACCACAAGGCGGCGCUGACAGCAUCCCCUCAGGCUUCUCCCUGACCCUGGUGGGCUUCAGCAAAGGCUGCGUGGUCCUUAACCAGAUGGUGUACGAGCUGCCCGGGGCCCGUGCUGACCCGCAGAUGUCACCCUUCGUCAAGCACAUCUCUGACAUGUUCUGGCUGGAUGGUGGCCACCCGGGGGGCAGUGAGACCUGGGUGACGGACAAGCAGGUCCUGAAGGAGCUGGCCGCCAGCGGCGUGUCUGUCCAUGCCCACGUGACCCCUUACGAGGUGUGCGACCCGAUGCGGGCCUGGGUGGGCCGCGAGCACGGACACUUCAUCAAAACUCUGGAGGAGUUCGGGGCGUGUCCAAGCAAGAAGCUGCACUUCAAGGACGAGCCGCCCUCCAUCGAGAACCACUUCAGGGUCAUCCAGGAGUUUUGAGCGCUUUAUGUGAUCUUUGUGUCUUAUUGCUGGUCUUACCUCAGACCUUCAGAUUUAAGGGCUCAGAUGAGUCGGAUGCUGGUUUGUUAAACGCGCUAACCCUGAGGUGGGAUGAGCUUUCCUCUGUUCUCCACUGUCUUCCUCUGAAAGUCCUUCAGGCUAAAUGAACGCUUUUCCAUUUGCUCAGACUUUAUGUUGCUGCCGAGCUGCUGGUUAAUAUCCGGUUAGUUUCUCUAACUCAACUUGUUUGCGUGUUUAGCUGCAGCAGAAAAGCUUCUUACAUUCUUUCUAUACCUGCACUAGCGUUGAGCUAAUUUUAGACACAUGAAUGUUUGAGAAUCCGGUCUCACCUCUGAGUCCGGGUGGACGUCAUCAGCGGGAAUAUCUGCUGAUUGUGUUUUAACUGUAAUGAAAUAAUAAGCAGACACUUAAAGUGUUUGAGUUCAUUCCUUCAGUUUGAUGCUGAUGGUGGAUUUCCACCAAUGACGAGUCAGAAAAAGGACAAAAAAGCAGUUUAGAUUUAUAUUUUUAAGAUAAGACACUGCAGGCUAACAGAACUGUUCACGUUUUGAAGCCAUUGAAGUUCCAAAACCGAACUUAAAAAUAAAAAAAUCUUAAUUAAGAUUAAUUAUCUUGCAACGAGUUAUGUGUGUAAAUUGCAGACUGUUUAAAAAAAAAAAGUGCCUGCAGCGUCUCCUCUUAAAUCGCUGCAGUACGUUUUAUUCUGACACACAGUCACUUCAAGGUGUGUUCACUACGUAUUCUGGAGCCGUCACAUUUCACAUGGUCUUCAUCAGCACAGGAUGUUCUGCUGAUGAAGACCAUGGGGCUCAUAGGUCAGCUCUGUCAUCACGUUUGGAAAUCAGCUUUUAAACUCGGUACAACUAUAACAACAACAACCAAAAACUUUCACAUUUUACUGUAAAUGUUUUUAAAAUAUCAGAUUUUAUGUUUUCCUGGAGAAAAAAAAUGUCCAUCUGCACAGAUUUGUUUUUUGUUUUCAGUAAAAUGCAAUAAUAAGAAGGUACACUCAGGUGCUUUAGUAUUUGGGCAGCGGGGCAGUUUUAGUUUUUUGCUUUGGUUAAAUCUGAAUCACACCAUGUGAUUAAUCUGUAGAUGACAGUUGGGUGCUUCUCUUCUGGCCUGAAUUGCUUUGGGGUGAGCUGUACAGAUGUCUGUCUUCUUUUAAAUAUUAUGGAACUCUAUAAAUCACCUAUCAUAUUUUUGGAUCUUUGAGUAGGUGGGUCGUGACUCCUCCUUUCAGAGAGGGUGUGUGGGAGUUCUCCACAACAAUCUACAUGUGUUUUGUGGACUUUCGGAAGGUUUGGCUGGGGUGACCUUUAGGGGGUGUUCCUGGACUCCGGGAUAUCAGGCACGCUGUUAAAAGCACUUUGGAGCCUGCAGCUGCAGCGAGAGCUUGGUUCACUUCUCCAUCAAUAAGCCAGACUCCCUCAGGGUUGACCUUUGACACUGAUUCUGUUUACAGCUUUCAUGAAUAGAAUAUCAAAACAGAGGCUGUGGGGUUUGGUGCUGUGGAUGCUGUACUGAUCUGUUUUUUGUGACGAGCGAGCUGAUGAGGUACACCUACAUCCACAAGCUGUGGAUGCUGACUGAAAGGCGUCCAGGACACCAGAGGUGGAAAUGAGCUUCCUCUGAAGGCUUUGGGCUUUUGGGGGUGUCUGAGUAGAGCAGCUGCUUUGCCACAUUUAAAGGCAUUGGUUGAGGCGUCAUGGAUGUCCUGGAUAACUUUGAGGCCCACGACUGCUUGGAUAGAUCAUGUCUGCUGGCUUGGGUGGUACAGCGAGGAUGUGUGGCCUUGGUGUCUCUGUUUAGGUCACUGCUCCUGUGACUUAGACCCAAAGAACUGGUAGAAACUGGAUAAGUCUAAUUAGCGGAAACAGAUGUUGCUGUUGGUUGUUUCAAACACUAGAAGGCGAGUGCCAUCUAGUUCUGUAGAUAUUUAGGUGAAGGUGGACAUCUUUACAGCUAAUAUCUCCAAAACCAUAUAUGGACCCCCUGUCCAGAUACUUUUGGACCUGAAUGUAUUUCAUGGUGGCAGAUGUGAUGUGUUUUUUUGACACUUGGUGGGGAGAAGGACAACAAAAAAUCUAUAAACCUGCUUGCUGUGUCCAAUUAAUGAAGUGGAUUAUUCCUGUAGGACUUCUGGUAGCUGGCAGGGCAGCAUGCACUGUACAUCCAUCUGUAUGAGCUUAAAUAGCAUCUUUGCACUUUGCUGAUGGCUGCGAGUUGUUCUGCUGAAUGUAACUUCAGAUGCAUUCCAUUGUUUACUACUCGCUGUAUGUUGUGCUGUUUUAAAAAAAAAAAAAAACCCAGAGAGGCCAAAGGAAGAGUGGAUUUGACCUUUUAUUAAAGGAGAUUUAUUCA
Pelmatolapia mariae (spotted tilapia) is the source of this 3683-nucleotide messenger RNA. RefSeq names its product linkage group 16_19 C2orf69 homolog. Lineage: Eukaryota; Metazoa; Chordata; Actinopteri; Cichliformes; Cichlidae. The transcript has 3 exons. Bases 312 to 1298 code for a protein of 328 amino acids. Gene Ontology annotation, cellular component: mitochondrion. The record is from RefSeq and is a predicted model, not a curated record.